AUGUCGCUUGAACUGGCCGGUGGUGAAAUGGGAGCUCACAACUAUUCUCACAAAAUGCUGCAAGAUAUGUGCAUUAUGCUGUUUAUAUUUUUGGCAUUCUUAAAUCAGUUGGCUCUAUCAUCAUCCUAUUACGCAUAUUCAGAUAAGAUUUCCAAAUCAACGAAUGGUUUGGAAGAAAUCUCAUAUCAUGCACUAUAUGAAUCAAUAGGAACCCCUAAAAAUGGAUAUAGCGGUGCCAUGGCUACUCUGGACGUAUAUAAUUUUGCAUACUUGAAGACACCUGAAGUAAGUGCUGCUAUGGUUAGAGUAUCAAAUUACGUUGACGAAAGGAGAAUUGGUCUCAAUGAUAUACAAGCUGGAUGGGCGAUUGAUCCAUUCACAUAUGGUGAUAGCAAAACCCACUUCUUUGUAUCUUGGACGACUGAUUUUUACAAUAAAACUGGAUGCUUUAAUUUGGAAUGUGAAGGUUUUGUGCCAGUGAACGAUGCCCCAGUGACUCCAGGAGAUGUGUUAGACCCAGCUAAUAACCAAACUAAAAUAACAUUCAAGAUAUUUAAGGACAAAAAUGAUGGAGAUUGGUGGCUCUACUUUGGAUACGACAUCAACAAUCUAAAACGAGCUGGAUUUUGGCCAAAGAAUAUUUUUAAUCGUAUGGAGGAUCAUGCUACUCAUGUACAAUGGGAAGGCUUUACUAAUGCCUACAAAGGACACUCAAGUCCUCCAAUGGGCAACGGGCGUUGGCCAGGAAAAAUGUCCGCAACCAUUCAGAAUGUGUUGUAUGUUGGUACCGAUGGCCAGUCCUAUGACCCUCCUGUUUGGCCUAUUGGUCUUGAAGUUUAUGUAACCAAUACGAGAUGCUACCAAGUUAGUAUAGUUGAGAAUAACAUGUUCUACUAUGGGGGGCCAGGUGGUUGCAAGCAUGACUGGUUAAAUAAAUAUUAA
This is a messenger RNA of Oryza brachyantha (malo sina), 942 nucleotides long. RefSeq lists its product as uncharacterized. The record is from RefSeq and is a predicted model, not a curated record. The transcript is spliced from 5 exons. Bases 1 to 942 code for a protein of 313 amino acids. Lineage: Eukaryota; Viridiplantae; Streptophyta; Magnoliopsida; Poales; Poaceae.